This is a messenger RNA of Thelazia callipaeda (thelaziosis nematode), 2603 nucleotides long. The record is from the annotation of a GenBank genome assembly. Lineage: Eukaryota; Metazoa; Nematoda; Chromadorea; Rhabditida; Thelaziidae.
AUGAACACAAAAAUCUAUGUGGUAUUUUUUAAAGUGUGUCGAUGUGUGACGUGGCUUCCAGUAAAUGCGCUUGCUGAAUUGCACAAUAUUUGGCUAUUGUGGAACUACAGAAUUGUACAACCUGAAGCGGGAUGGCGAGAAAGUCAGAGUGUUUUUCAUGAACAAUUAAGAUUGCUAAAACCUCGUGGCCUGACGUCUUUUGGCACUGCUCUAGGAUCAGCUUUAAGGUUUAUAAAUGUGAAUCGUUUGCAAACUGGCAUUGAUAAUUUUGGUGGUGGUCGUUAUCCAUUUUAUAUUGAACCGGUGGUUAUUAUUAGUAUAACUGAUGGUAACUCUUUGGCAUGUCCUCAAUAUGGAGUUAUUAAAGUUGCUAAACCCACAACAAUUGGUAAUGAAUUGAUCGAAGAACCGUUCAGAUGGGAUCAGCGAUUGUAUUCGAUAGUUCUACGACUUAAUGGUAAUCCACCUAUCGGGAAAGUAUCCUCCGGAAUGAAUAUACCUUCUGACAGUAGCCCUAUUGAUGCAAUGUGCAUAGCAACUGGAGGACGAUCAUAUUGUGUUUCAUCUCAUAAAAUGCUGUCUUUGUGUGUUGAAUCAGUUGUUCAGAAAUUGCAACAGCAGGGGACUGUGUUGCAUUUUGAGAAAUAUGGAUCUGACCCUCAACCAAAUAUAGGUCGCACGAAUGGUAUUGUAGAAAAUGGUAAUUCAAAAAAGAGUGAUGAAUUAGCAUCUCUUACUACUGCUAAAUCAUCAAAUACAGAAAACUGGCGUACUGUUACAUGUACUAUUUACUCACGUGCAUCUAGAUCAUAUCCUGGUCACUGGCCUAUACCAGAAGCAUUUUGGCCUGAUCGAAGCAUGACAAAUUUACCACCACGCAAAGCACAUCCAAUUAUUUCCUUUCGUUGUGAAUCUUGUGAACCUCUUGUUUGUCAGGAUUUUCCUUUUGACAAAUAUGAGCUUGAGCCUUCACCUUUAACGAGGUUUAUAUUAGAGCGUAAACAACCUGGAGUUUGUUGGCAAGUUUUUGUUCGUAAUUCGAGUAUUUCUGGUAGCUCUCCAGCUCCUUUCGGAUACCUCAAAGCAGCCACUAAUUUAUCCUGUGUGAAUUUAUUCAUAAUGCCUUAUAAUUAUCCACUUUUACUCCCUCUAAUAGAAGAAAUUAAAAGUGAUUCAAAAGCUAAAAACAGUCACUCAUGGAGAUUGCGUCUAGAAAAAUACUUAACAACAGUACCAAGUUAUUAUAUACAGCCAUUAAAAAAAGCAUUUUCUCGAUUAAAUAUCUCACAUCCAAUGUUAGAGCCUGAUCAGAUGCAACAAUAUUCUUAUAAUAUAUUGUCUUAUAUUGCAAAAGUAAAGCAUAUGGCUCGUGAAGAAUUUGAAUCUUUGUGUGGGACCGUGGCAUCGUCGUUACAAGUCCCAGUUCAGCCAUUAUCUUUGGUCGCUGUGCAGAAACAUGCACGACUUGUAAGUAAUUGUAAUGUACAAAAAAUAUGUGGACAUAUGAGCGGCGUUGAUAGUUUUCCAGGAUUCAAGGUACAAAUCGAGUCUCCCAAAGUAUUAGUUGCACCAUCCAUACAAUUCCGAAAUCCUUUUGAAAUUAAACGUGAUAAACUUUAUGAGCAAGUACAGAAGAUGCGAAUUAAUUUAAUGCAGCAAUUCACCAUGGGACAAAUACCUAUAUUUGAAGGUGGCAAACCGGGAGCAAGUAUCAAGUUGCAACAUGCUGUCGAAAAAGACUUACAUAAUCUUCCAAUCAGCCAGAUGGGUAAUUAUCAAGAAUAUAUCAAGAAUUUGGAAGCUAUUGGACGAGGCCCAUUAAGAGAAGUUGAACCACAAGCAAUCCGUGUGCAUGCUUUUGGAAAUCCUUUUAAAAUCGAUAAGCUACAGUAUUUUAAACUAAAAAAAAAUCUGCAGAAAACUAUGGCAGUUGAUGAAGUGGGAGAAGGAAGUCUGUUGGGAACGUCUUCUAAAUUGGAAACUUUGAAAAGACGUCUUUCAACAGGAUCCAGUAUUUCAAGUUCAGAUAGUAGUCAUCCACCUAAACGGAAAGCUGGUCCUUUGGCACCUGAUUCAUUGUCUCAGUGGCGGAGACGACGACGAUCUAGGUCUGCAUCCUCAUCCAUCUGCUCAUCGUCUGAUCUCCAGUCUAUUGCUUUUUCAUCCGCUCCUUCCGAUAAUAUUCAGAUAAAUACGAAUAAAGCCUGUCAACCAUCCACAUCAAAUGUCAAUGGUAACGUUCAGCCAGGGUUAAAAGGUGAUUAUACUGCGGAGAAAGCUCUUAAGAGCACUUCUAGUGAAUGUCGGUUGUCACCCCUGGAGAAAAGGAUACGAUUAGAAAAUCCUUCACGUCUAGAAGAGUCAAAAUUACGAGAAAAGAAAUUGCUUCUAGGCAUAUUUGUUAGAAAACUCACGAACGCUACAAAAGUGAUGUCAAUGCAGAAUGCAGAACUUAAAGAUCUUUGUCUUGUUGAUCGGAGAAUAUGUCUACGCUAUGCAUUGCGUGAAGCCAGGCGAUUCAGGAGGAAAGCUCUAACGGAUCUGUUAACCGAGGAAUUAAAUCAAAUACCCUCGAAUGCCACUAGUAAUGAGAUUUUGUAGCA